AUAUUGAAGAAAGUGAAGAAAAUUUUAGUGAAAUCACAAAUAAUAUUGGAGAAAUUGAAGAAAAUUCUAGUGAAAUUACAAAAACUGACAAUGAUGACAUGAUAGAAUCAAGGUUAAUACCACCUUUACCUCUAAACAAAAAGAAAUUAUCUAAUGAAAGAUUAUUAGCUAAUAAUAAAAGAUUUAAAAAACUUAAUUAUGAACUUCAAGAAAUUUUAAGUGAAUUUGAAGCUGCUAUUUGGUUAGCUAAAUACUCACAUAUACUUGAUUUAGCAUUUGAGAUAUACAAUACAAUAUCACAAACUUUAGAAAAUUCUCAAGAAUCUUCACCAAAAUUAAAGUUUUCAUUGAGUGAUAGAAU
Messenger RNA from Racocetra persica, 361 nucleotides. Lineage: Eukaryota; Fungi; Glomeromycota; Glomeromycetes; Diversisporales; Gigasporaceae. The record is from the annotation of a GenBank genome assembly.